Parus major (Great Tit) is the source of this 5181-nucleotide messenger RNA. RefSeq names its product probable glutamate receptor. The transcript has 11 exons. Gene Ontology annotation, molecular function: AMPA glutamate receptor activity; transmitter-gated monoatomic ion channel activity involved in regulation of postsynaptic membrane potential. The record is from RefSeq and is a predicted model, not a curated record. NCBI's taxonomy places the organism in Eukaryota, Metazoa, Chordata, Aves, Passeriformes, Paridae. Bases 1819 to 3426 code for a protein of 535 amino acids. Gene Ontology annotation, biological process: synaptic transmission, glutamatergic; modulation of chemical synaptic transmission; monoatomic ion transport. Gene Ontology annotation, cellular component: postsynaptic membrane; dendritic spine; AMPA glutamate receptor complex.
UUGUGGAUAACAUUAAUUUUACUCUUUUUUCCAGAGUGGUGGACAGUGCAGACCUAACUCAGAUUUUCUCAGGUUCUCCAGAACAUGUGCAAGGAUUGACAGAGACUGACAUUCUGUGGUGUGAGACACAGCACAGGGGCUGGGGCAGAGCCCUGGCUGUGAGGAUGAAAAUUCUGGGGGAACUGGUGGAAUUAGUAGCCAAACAGACAGAAGGAGCUGAUCCAUCCUGGAGCAGCUGUACAAGUAACACAGAUGGCCCUGUUUCAUCACUGAGGGGGUUUAAAGUCUGGCUGAAAAUGCUGCAGCACAAUUUUGCUCUUCACCUGUCACUUGAUUGAAAAAUCACUUCUAUUCCUGUCCCAGCAAAGUGCACAGGGAAAGUGCUUUUAACUUCUUUCACACUCCUCCUGGAAGGGUUGUCACUUGUAGAGCUGGAAAGGGGCUCUUGGUUCUAAUUUUAGUAUCACUUAGCCACAAGAAUUUAAACUCUGAGAUACCAAAGCAGUAACAAAAUUUAAACUCUGAGAUACCAAAAUGUAAGGUUGGAGGGGUUAAAUUUUCUGAUUAAAUCUUUUCAAAUGCUCUUCAGCAUAUUUUGUGUGAAAAUAUUCCCUCAGUUUUCCAGCCUGGCUCAGAUCUUCACAGCUUGUCUGCGAGACUCAGAUCCUGCAGAUCCCAGGAGAGCUUUGUGCAGAAAAGAUUUGGGAUGUCCACUGAGGUGACCCCACAGAAUCACUGCAGGCUCUGAAGGAAAGGAGGUAAGGCUGCAGCAGAACGUGUGAUCUGCCAAGAGGAGCCCCCCAUUGUGUCCUAGCACAAAGCAAAUUUCAUUAAUAUUCUCUGGAUGAAAAAUAAUUCUUGUAAUACUUUAAUUUUGGGCUGAAAAGCUGCAGGAAGUCACUGCUUUUGUAACUUUAAUGCUUUUUUAGCUUUAAUGUCAAGUACAUGUAACUUGACAGCUUUGGAAAGUUAGUGUUUAAAAGGCCUAUUUGUGUCUUCUUGAAGAGUAAGUCUCAUGAUCAGAUUAUUUUCAUCUUUAAUUGAUUAAACAAUACUUGUUAAAUUAAUACACCUCACAGAAAGCAUCAUCACCUAGCACAUCAAAACAUUUACCUUUGUUCAGAAUUUUACCAACAGUGUCUGGUUUUAACUCAUUAGGCUACAUGUGAAAUUUGUCCUCUUACUUCCAAAUUAGUAGCAACCACUUUUACAACUUGUUUUGUGACACUACAUAAGACCAACCAUUCAUCAUUUAUUUAUUUAUUCCUGUAAUGAAAUUUAUUCCAGCAUUUAAGAAUUAUUUGCAGUUUAAGUCAGCAGAAGGUCACAGUUUUGCUCUUCAUUCUUAUGUUCUUCCUGUGCAUCCUGAGACUCCUGGAUGUGGAUUUCAGACGUUAGACUGUAAGAUCCGAAAUCCAGUCUCCAGAUCACAAGCAGUGUAUUGGAUGUGGCUAGACAUGGGAUUUAUGGUCUCUAUUCCUCCAGCUUGGCCUUCAGGAACACUGAUAAUGAACAUUACAUUCUCUUGUGUCUUUCGAAGCCGAUUGUGUGAUCAACAGGCAGGAAAAAUGGGCACAGCUGCUGGAGACAGUUCCAAAGGGAGGAAUUUUACAGGAUCACCACAGGCCAGUAAUAGAAAUUUUGUGAGUCUUGUUGCAGCAUCCAGCUGCUGGACUGAGCUGCAGUCCUUUGGUGUGGUCUUCUCAUUCCCCAAAGCCCCAGGUGUCCCCUGGUCCAGCUGGCACGUUUAGAGGCCACUCCUCCUCCUCCUCCUCCUCCUCCUCCUCCUCCUCUUGUGGGUAUUUAACCCAGCAUGGGAUGCUCGAGCCUGGACAUUCCCUCUCCUACUGUACCAGACAUCCUGAGCUGCUCCUGCACGGACGGACGGACAGACAGACGAACAGGCGGGCCAAAGGAGUCACUCAGGAAGGUUCCUUUAGAACAGCAAGAAUUUCUGCUCCAAUGGAUAAAGGUCUUCACUUCACAAUCUGUGUGGUUACAACGGUGCUGCUCCUGAGGGAAUCAAGCCAGGCAGGAGCUGGGAGGAAUGACGAUGCUGUGAGUAAGGGCACAGAGUCCCGGGGAGCAGGCGAGGGUCUUCCAACCCUCACUGUCACAACGAUCCUGGAGGAUCCAUAUGUGAUGGUGCGGGGUGCAGAGCUGGAGGGAUACUGCAUGGACCUGCUGGGAGCCCUGGCAGGGAUGUUGCGCUUCCAGUACCGCGUCAAGGUGGUGGGGGAUGGCCAGUAUGGAGCCGUGGCUGCCGGCGGCAACUGGACUGGCAUGAUCGGGGAAAUCCUCAGAAGGGAAGCUGACAUUGCAGUGGCUCCACUGACUGUUACCUCAGCCAGGGAAGAAGUGGUGUCCUUCACCACGCCCUUCCUGCAGACUGGGAUUGGGAUCUUGCUCCGCAAGGACACGGCCUCCCAGGACAUGUCUUUCUUCCACUUCCUGUCUCCUUUCAGCAAGGAGACCUGGACAGCCCUUUUAUUUGCUUACCUGCUCACAUGCUUCUGCCUCUUUCUUGUCGCCAGACUGAGCCCCUGUGAAUGGAAUGAGCCAAAGAAUGAAGAGAACCACUUCACCUUUCUGAACAGCCUCUGGUUUGGAGCAGGAGCACUGGCCCUGCAAGGUGCCAGCCCCCGGCCCCAGGCACUCUCAGUGAGGGUCAUUGCCGUGGUCUGGUGGCUCUUCACCCUGGCCCUGCUGGCUGCCUACAUCGCCAACUUCACGGCCCUGCUGAGCUCUGGCAGUGAGCAGCUCCCCAUCCAGACCUUUGAGGACCUGGUCAAGCAAAGGAAUCUGGAGUUUGGGACGCUGGAGGGCUCCUCGACUUUCUACUACUUCAAGAACUCCAAGAACCCCAUCCACCAGAUGAUCUAUGAGUACAUGGAGAAGAGGCGGGAGCAUGUCCUGGUCAAGACCUACCAGGAGGCUGUGCAGCGCGUGAUGGAUUCCAACUAUGCCUUCAUUGGCGAGUCCAUCUCGCAGGACCUGGCGGCUGCCCGGCACUGUAAUCUCAUCAGGGCCCCUGAGGUCAUCGGGGCCCGUGGCUUCGGCAUUGCCACCACCCAGGCAUCUCCCUGGACCAAGCCUCUGUCCAUUGCUGUGCUCAAGCUGCGUGAAUCGGGCGACCUAGACUACCUGCGGAACAAGUGGUGGGAGAGCAGCUGCCUGCGCCAGAGCCGAGACCGCUGGGGGCCCCUGGAGCCACCAGCGCUGGGGGGGCUCUUCCUCACCCUGGGCAUUGGCCUCGCCCUAGGUAUCCUCACUGCCCUGGCUGAGCUCUCCAGCAGCAGCCGCCGCACAGCCGCACACACCAAGAAAUCUUGUUGCUCUGUGUUCACAGAAGAAAUCUGCACUCGUCUACGCAUAAAAGGAACCUCCAGACAAAGCCAGGAGACAUCAGGGAAGGCAAACACUUAAGGAUGUUUUGCUGCAGGAAUGGGCCUGUGUUAGGGUUGUACCACAUCCUAGGAGCUGUAUCUCAGUGUAGGAAGGUGUUUUUCUGCUAGCCUAGAGUGUUAGUUUGCUAAUUACAUACACACAGAGCACUUCUUGAGUGGUGGUGGAGCUGCAGACACAAGAAAAUUAAGUGGCUUGGAAGAAUUUAGAUUGAUGAGGGGUAAAGUGGAACUGUGACAAAUUGAUAAACUGGGGCUGAGCUGGCCAGGAUGGUAGAUCCAUGUUUAGGUUUGAAGUUCACCCUGUAAGUCCAUGAAAGCCUGUAGGAGGAAGUGACUGGGGACAGGUUAAUGUAAAGCAUCUGCUACUAAUUCCUGUGUGAGGAACAGUCAUGAUGCAUGAGCAUAAAGGUCUCAUCUGUCUGUUGUAAUCAGGAACAGCAGCUUAAGCACUACGCUAUAAAUAGCCUCGUCCAGCCCUGCCUGAGCUGGUGCUGGUCCCUGGGAAGGCAAUUCCUGAAUCAGAACUUACAGUGCUGCUGUGUAACCCCAAACAGGCCUUCCCUGCACCCCAAACCCCAGAAAGGGAGCCCCUGCCACCAAGGAACCACUGGAGCUAAGAAAUGACAGGCAGGGGUUAUCCUUUGUCCCUUUCCAUCACAGGAUAAGGGCCACUGUUGGGUGACACAAUGUUUUGUUCUUGUUGUCCAAGAAUUGAGGAGUGACAGUGGAAAUCCAUGAGUACCAGAGCAGGGAAGGAGUGUGGGGAUGAGUCAAACACAGCACAGCCCAAGCUCCCCUGCAAGGAGACAUGUAGGGUGUUUUACAUCACUCUCCUGCUCUCAAAGAAUUCUGAAGUUCAGCGGAACAGGUUGCGCAGCUGCAUGUUAAACACUUUCCUCAUUAAACUGUUUUUCAGCACUGGGAUGACUGAGGCAUGUAAGUGUUAGGGCAAAUUGGUGGUGAAAUCACUCAAUUUAUGAACUGCACAGCUGAAGGAGGAAAAAAGCAAAUUGGGUUCCUUGGGAAUGGCUGUAAUCGCACUGCAGGAACAGACACUGAUCCUUGUCAGUCCCAGCAGGAGAACUGAAGGCAGUAGAAAGCAAGGGGACUGGGAAGUUACAGGUGAUCCUGACUCCAUCACUGCAUAUUCUCUGUGAGGGGAACUUGGUAAGACUCAGCUUCCAGCUGCUGUGAAGGAAUUCAGUGUAGCUGCAGGACUCCCUCCCGUGUCCCUCCUGCUAAUAGGAAUAAACAAGUGUUGGGAAACUAGGGCUGAUCCUUAACUCAGAUCAACAGCCCUUACUCAGUCACAGCCUGAGCAACGUUUGUGGGGUGAGAAAGUAGAUCAACCCUUUGAUCAGCUGAGCUGCACAGAGCAGGAGAGAUUUAGCCGUCUAACAGCUGAAAAUGCAACGUCAGGUUCACAUAGCAGUUAGAAACUAUUUGGUAAGUGCUGUCACUGCUGGCAGAGUAGGCAGAGAUGUAUAAAAAAGGUUUCAUUGACAUUUAAAUAUAUUUCUAUAUGAAUGUCUCACAGAACAAAAAAAUAAAGUCUUUUCAUCACAAAUACUGCAGCAUUAAAAUAAACACUUACCAAAAUAAACAAUGAGUGAUAUACAUAUAUAUAUUUGAGUGUGUAGACUAUAGAGUGAAUCAUAUUGUUGCUUUUUAAGUCACAAAAGCACAAUAUAAAUACGGAAUUUCCUGUGAACUCUUGUCCCUGUUGUAAUAAAAAUACAUUCUUUACAGUUGAAGUAAAACUAGUGCAAGUCCA